Messenger RNA from Myotis brandtii (Brandt's bat), 3424 nucleotides. RefSeq names its product calpain 12 (gene CAPN12). The transcript has 19 exons. The record is from RefSeq and is a predicted model, not a curated record. Gene Ontology annotation, cellular component: cytoplasm. Gene Ontology annotation, molecular function: calcium-dependent cysteine-type endopeptidase activity; calcium ion binding. NCBI's taxonomy places the organism in Eukaryota, Metazoa, Chordata, Mammalia, Chiroptera, Vespertilionidae. Gene Ontology annotation, biological process: proteolysis.
AUGGCGUGUGGCAGUGGGAAGGUCACCAUCCAGCUGGUGGAUGAGGAGGCAGGACCUGGAGCCCAGGACCCGAAGCUUUUUAGAGGCCAGAGCUAUGAGGCAAUCCAAGCAGCCUGCCUGGAUGAGGGGAUCCUGUUCCGUGAUCCCUACUUCCCUGCUGGCCCUGAUGCCCUUGGCUAUGACCAGCUGGGGCCAGACUCAGAGAAGGCCAAAGGAGUGAAAUGGAUGAGGCCCCAUGAGUUUUGUGCUGAGCCCCAGUUCAUCUGUGAGGACAUGAGCCGGACAGACGUGUGUCAGGGGAGACUGGGUAACUGUUGGUUUCUUGCGGCUGCCGCCUCCCUCACGCUGCACCCCCGACUCUUGCGCCGAGUGGUGCCCCCUGGACAGGGUUUCCGAGACAACUAUGCCGGCGUCUUCCACUUCCAGGUAAAGCUCGGUUCCUCUGCUCAUGCCUCAGUUUCCCCAGAUACCUUGCUAAGGGUUCCAGACCAAGUCACAGCCCGAGACCCUAAUGCACACCACCCCCUGAAGCCCUCCAAACGGCAAACUCCUUCCUCCACCAACAGGCUCCACGGCUCCUAUGAGGUGAUGCGAGGCGGCCACAUGAAUGAGGCUUUCGUGGACUUCACAGGUGGCGUGGGCGAGGUGCUCUACCUGAGACAAGACAUCCCAGGCCUCUUCUCGGCCCUGCGCCACGCCCUGGCCAAGGAGUCCCUCGUGGGUGCCACUGCCCUGAGUAACCAGGGCGAGUACCGUACAGAAGAUGGGCUGGUGAAGGGACAUGCAUAUUCAGUCACGGGCACGCACAAGAUGUCACUGGGCUUCACCAAGGUGCGGCUGCUGCGGCUACGGAACCCAUGGGGCCGUGUGGAGUGGACCGGGCCCUGGAGCGACAGCUGCCCACGCUGGGACGUGCUGCCCCCGGAGUGGCGAGAUGCCCUGCUGGUGAGGAAGGAGGACGGUGAGUUUUGGAUGGAGCUGCAGGACUUCCUCCGCCACUUCAACACCGUCCAGAUCUGCUCGCUGAGCCCGGAGGUGCUGGGCCCCAGCCCAGCGGGAGGCGGCUGGCACACCCACAUCUUCCAAGGCCGCUGGGUGCGAGGCUUCAACUCUGGCGGGAGCCAGCCUGCUGCCGAGACCUUCUGGACCAACCCCCAGUUCCGGCUGACGCUGCUGGAGCCUGAUGAGGAGGACGAUGAGGACGAGGAUGGGCCCUGGGGGGGCUGGGGGGCCGCAGGGGCUCGGGGCCCUGCUCGCGGGGGCCGCGUCCCCAAGUGCACUGUCCUCCUGUCACUCAUCCAGCGCAACCGGCGGUGCCUGAGGGCCCAGGGCCUCACUUACCUCACUGUGGGCUUCCACGUGUUCCAGGUGGGACCUCUGGGCUGAAGAGAGGCAGGGCUGAGGGGGUGUCCGAGAAGGCCAAGAGGGGCUGGGAGGCUGAGGGUGGGGCAGAGAGAGACACACAGAGAGACAGAGCUGGGGCUCACGCAUGCUAAGCAAGGGGGGGGGCAGGGAGAGACUGAGGGGCUAGGGAGGGCACAGAGAAUAGACGACGUGAUCAGCGCUGACCUGCACGCUCUCAGGGCCCCCAGCAUUCCCCUGGACCUGGGGUUGAAGCUGCUGUUUCAGGAGCUGGCAGGAGAGGAGGAAGAGCUCAGUGCCCCUCAGCUCCAGACCUUAUUAAGCAUUGCCCUAGAGCCUGCCAGGGCCCACAGCUGGACCACCGGAGAGAUCGGGCUCAGGACCUGUGAGCAGCUGCUGCAGUGCUUCGGGCAUGGCAGACGCCUGGCCCUGCACCACUUCCAGCAGCUCUGGGGCCACCUCCGGGAGUGGCAGGCCAUAUUCGACAAGUUCGACCAGGACGCCUCUGGCACCAUGAACUCCCAUGAGCUGAGGCUGGCGCUGAAUGCUGCAGGCUUCCACCUCAACAACCAGCUGACCCAGGCCCUUACUAGCCGCUACCGGGACAGCCGUCUGCGUGUGGACUUGGAGCGCUUUGUGUCCUGUGUGGCCCAGCUUACCUGCAUCUUCUGCCACUGUAGCCAGCACUUGGAUGGGGGCGAGGGAGUCAUCUGCCUGACCCGCCAACAGUGGAUGGAGAUGGCCAACUUCUCCUAGGAUCUUGGCAGGGGAGCGCCUGCGGCUGGAGGCAGGAGAGCUGCAGGAGCCCUGCCUUUCCCGGUCAGCCUGGACCAGGGUUUAUUCCACAGCGAGGGGGUUCUGAGCCAAACCAGCCCCCCAGCCCCUCCACCUCCCUGCCUGGCACGGGGGCUGACGCUCUGACAUCAGGCAGUGCUUCUGAGCAUGGCCUUGGGAGCCGGUCUGCCACACACUCACCACCGGGUGACGCUGGGCAGGUCACUGCCCCUCUGAGCUUUGCUCUCCUCACCUGUGAACAGGGGUGAUGGCGCGCCUUCUUGGGCAGCCACAUGAGCUGGUCGAUUGUGUGCUGAGCACAGUGCCUUCCCUGACUGGGUCCCCAACAGCGUUAUUUUACACUAAUGGAAACAGGGAUGUGGCACCCCAGGCCCUGCCCCACUCUGCGGAGAGGUGCUGUGUCACUGCCCUGCUAACAAUCAGAGAACAGAGACUGGAGAGAGAGGAUACUGCAGACUCCUUCUUAAAAAUAUUAGGUUUAUUAUCCUGUCCCCAGAAGGGUGGUUUAUCCAGAAACCAAGAAAAAAAAUCAAUCCAAAUAAAACAAAAGGGAAAUGGGAAAGGAACAAAACCAUCAACUAACAGGCAGCCAGGCCAGCAGCCCACCCCCCACCUCAGGAGGGUCCCCAGAGACCCAUGCCUGACGGCAGACAACAGAAAAAUCAGUAAGGGGCUGGGGGAGGGGAGCAAAUCAGCUAUGUCUUCAUUAUGAGCAAGAGGCGGCAAAGAUAUGUUGCUAGGUGAAUAUAUAUUUAUAUAAUAAAUCCGUAACUUAAUAAAGUAAAUAGUAAUUCUCUGAAAGGUUUAAAUUUUUUAUAGCUUUCUUUUUUUUGGUGAUUUUGUGUGUUUUUUUGUUUUUUUGUUUUGGUUUUGGUCCUUAGAAGAUCUGAGAGAGACCCAGGUCCAGACAAAGCCAGGUGUGAGCGGCUGGGGGCAGGGGUAGAAGGCUGGGUGCCCAAUCCACUCCUCUGUUGCAGAAGGGGACACUGAGCUGCACUCCCCCACCUCCUGGCAAUCGCAAAGGAGGGGAGGGGUAAAGGGAGCAGGGUGGGUCCUCUUUCCUAUUGGGUAGCUGUGGUGCCCUCUGCUGGGCCCAUCACAGGUGUGAGCAGUUCCUGGACAAGGCACAUAGGGCUUUGGCCUAGAUGUGGGAGGCCUUGAAGGGACCUCAGGGGGGAAAAAGGAAGGGGCAGGUUGUGGUGGGCAUUCCUUGGGCCCGGAGGGGACCUGUUUUGCUGUGGGGAUCCACUGUCCCCUCCACAUGGUU